AAAAUAAAAUAAACAUUAUCGAAGAAAAUCUAAACUUGAUAAUUUAUACAUCAAAGUACAAUGUACAAAAAUGUUUUAAAUCUAUAGGAUUUAACUUAAAUGUGCCAGAAAUCCAUAUAUUUCAAGUACCAAACAAUUCUCUUCAAUCUAUGAAUUCAAUAUCAACAGAUUUAACUAUACAAAAUGCUGAACAGUCGGUUGAAGAACUAACAUCACGACCCAAUAAAAUGAAUUCAUCGUCUUGUCUGCAAACUGCAACUGAUAAAUUUCAAUUAAAUAGUCUAGAAAAUAUUCAAAUGUCUGAUCUAUACGACAAGUAUUCAUAUUCAGAUGAACAAUUUCAAAACUGUACCAACCAAAUGAAAUUUGAUAAAGGUGUUCAAUGUCACUUAUGCUGUAAACAGUCCAUACAGCUACAGCAAUCCUCCAAAACAAAUCAACAGUCUGAAGAAGAAGAAGGGAGAAGACAAGUUAAAUAACUCUGAAAAACUGUCGGGUAAUGAAAACUCGUAUGGAGUAGAGGUUAACGGAGACAAAAUAAAGAAGCCAUCGCAUAAAAUUCCAAUUCUAUCGGUUAACAGCAUUGAAAUUAUAGAUUCUACAUAUUAUGAUUCGCCUACAUACUCAGAAACAACCCUAUACGACGAAAAUGCUUUUUCUUUAAAUGAUUCACAAUGUGGUCAAUCUUUUGAUUUGAUACAAAAAGAAAUGUCAUACAAUGCAGUAGUCAAGCAGGGGGAUACAAUCGAGCAGAGUGAGAAAACAAUGACUACAAAUCAUGUAACAGAGACAUGUGGUAGAACAAAUCAAAUCAGACUGAUAGAUACUGAUGUACAAUUUGAAUAUGAAAAUGAAGAUACAACAUCUAUUACUACACAGGAUGUAACUAGUCAAUCAGAAGGACCAAAUAACAUUGACAUUACAAAGGAAGGAAAUAUUUGUACACCAACUGUUCAAGAGAAACUAUUAAAAUGUUCAAUAAUCAAUGAGAUUGAAUCGACUCAAUCAUUGAACAUUGAUAAGGAAUCUACAAAAUCAUUUAAAUCUUAUUUAUCAGAUCACAGUUCCACACAGUGUAUUAGUCAAUAUGAAAAGCAGAUAAAAGAUGACAAUGAGAUUGAAGAGAAAGAAUUUGAAGAUACACAUUAUCCCGAUAAAUCCAUUACAACAGACAGUGAAUAUUUAAUACAGUCAAAUGAUCAAGAAACCAUUCAGUCCACUCGACCAACAUAUGUUCGAGUAGUAGAUAGAUUAGGAUAUUGUUUGAACGGAAGACUUGAAGCUUUUAACACAAAUGACAAUGACUAUAUACAGAUAUUAGCACCAAUCAAUUAUUUACCUAAAGAUUUAACAAGAAUCAAACUGUACAAUCUACUUCAGCAGGGUGAAGUUGAGGAAAAACUCGGAAAAAUUUGUCAAUCAGACAUCAGUGUACCGCAUGAGAAUUUAUUAGACAAGUUAAUAAAUCAGACAUAUGUAGAUAAUAAAAAUCAAGUGAUUUCAACUGCCAGAUCAGAAAUUGGUGAUCACAUCCAGUUGUAUCCAAAGAGUGAAGUAAAUUCUCAAUAGUAAUGCCUUAUUUCAAGCUGAGCUUCAACUUUACAAUCAAAGUCUAUUCCUCAAAUGAGUAGUUGGCAUGUUGAACAAUUUGUAACUUAAUGUGCGAAAAUUGAAGUGAAGAAAUGCCUUCAUUUAGUUUAAAUAUUAACGACUGGCAGUUUAAUGAAUGUUUAAAUUACCGUGCAACACGGUUUAUCAUUUCGGAUUUUAUUUGUGGACACUGUCUUCGGAAAUAAUUUUAUUUUCGGUCUUUUUUACGCUAUGUUUAUUUAUUUAAUACUUUGAUUUAUCUUAGUUGUGUAAUAGUUUUCCCAUUAUGUUUAUUUGCUUUUAAAAGU
Molecule: messenger RNA, 1898 nt
Organism: Trichobilharzia regenti
Lineage: Eukaryota; Metazoa; Platyhelminthes; Trematoda; Strigeidida; Schistosomatidae
Source: the annotation of a GenBank genome assembly